AUUUUAUCACCACUAUUCAUUGGCUAAGCCAAGACUAGGUAGCAGCUAAUUGGUAUUUAAUUAGACAACCAAAGCCGCAAGAGUCAGUCAGCAAGGAAGAUGGCAACAACCUUCAAGUACUUUACUUCCAUCCUCUUCCUCACCCUCGUCAUCAAAGGGUCAUGUGAUGACUGUUCCUUGAACAACAUCAAUAUUGGCACAUCAAGAACUGGGAGAGAAAUCCAGGGCCAGCCUGAGUGGAACGUGACCGUGAUCAACAAUUGCAACUGUGAACAGAGUCAGAUAAAGUUGUCUUGCAAAGGUUUUCAAAGUGCAGAAAGUGUUGACCCUUCAAUUCUUUCCAUGGAAGGUGAUAGCUGCUUACUCAUCAAUGGGAAUCCAAUGAAGGGUUCUGAUACUGUUAACUUCUCCUAUGCCUGGGAUCCUCCCUUUCUGCUUUUGCCUACAAGCUCUGUUUUAGGUCCUUGUUCAUAGGGAUUUGCUUAACAGAAUAUGAAAAAGAAAGAAAGAAAAAGCAAUAAUAAUGAUAAUAACUGUGAAUUUGAAGCAUGCUGUGGAUUUCAGUUCUAUGAACCUUUGAGUUUUCGUUGAUUUUGUAUAAUUUUAUUAUGUUUUGAUUGAUUUGCAGCUCCUAAUAAAACAGGAUAUAAAAAAUUAAUAUGAUUUUGAUCCAGAAUCAAUAUACAAAUCAAUGGAUAUCAAUUAUUGUGGUGGGUUAUAUUCCUAUGUAAUAUAUUGUAUUUUUUUAUGAAUGAUUAAAGUAUUGUAUGUUGUUA
Glycine soja is the source of this 776-nucleotide messenger RNA. RefSeq names its product TPD1 protein homolog 1A-like. NCBI's taxonomy places the organism in Eukaryota, Viridiplantae, Streptophyta, Magnoliopsida, Fabales, Fabaceae. The record is from RefSeq and is a predicted model, not a curated record. Gene Ontology annotation, biological process: cell fate determination. The coding region runs from base 100 to 474 and encodes 124 amino acids. The transcript has 2 exons.